Oryza sativa Japonica Group (Japanese rice) is the source of this 3370-nucleotide messenger RNA. The record is from RefSeq and is a predicted model, not a curated record. NCBI's taxonomy places the organism in Eukaryota, Viridiplantae, Streptophyta, Magnoliopsida, Poales, Poaceae.
CUUUAUUUUAUGAAGUUCUAGUAUUUUUUUCUAAGUAGAACUUCCAAUUUCGAACUAGUUAAUAGCUAAGAUUAAUAAUUAAGAUCUGACAUUUUACGGAUUUCCUAUACUAUACAUAUUUCUAUUUGUUACACUAUUUCUGUUAUGUAAGCCCACUUAGCUCAGAGGUUAGAGCAUCGCAUUUGUAAUGCGAGGGUCAUCGGUUCAAAUCCGAUAGUCGGCUUUUUUCUCUAUCAAUGUUCCAUGAACAAAAAUACCUCUUUUUCUCCGAAUUAAAUGGAGAAGCCAGGAUCUAUUAUGUCGUUCUACCCUACAAUUUUGCUAGAUACAAAACAAUAAAAUAAAUAAUAUAUAUACAAAAAUUCAGAUGUUGAUGAAAUUCCAUUUUUUUGUGGUACUUUUAGUAGAUUUUACUCUGUUUAUCCUUUACUUUAAUUCAGUUUUAAUUUCGAUGUAUUCUGUAAUGUAAAUACAAUGAAAUUAAUUGUGUAAAAUGAAAUUUCAAUAAAAAAAGGAGUCUUCAUGUCCCGUUAUCGAGGACCUCGUUUUAAAAAAAUACGCCGUCUGGGAGCUUUACCAGGACUCACUAGAAAAACACCUAAAUCCGGAAGUAAUCUGAAAAAGAAAUUCCAUUCUGGGAAAAAAGAACAAUAUCGUAUUCGUCUUCAAGAAAAACAGAAAUUGCGUUUUCAUUAUGGUCUGACAGAACGACAAUUACUUAGAUAUGUACAUAUCGCUGGAAAAGCAAAAAGUUCAACAGGUCAGGUUUUACUACAAUUACUUGAAAUGCGUUUGGAUAAUAUCCUUUUUCGAUUAGGUAUGGCUUCAACCAUUCCCGAGGCCCGGCAAUUAGUUAACCAUAGACAUAUUUUAGUUAAUGGUCGUAUAGUCGAUAUACCAAGUUUUCGUUGCAAACCCCGAGAUAUUAUUACUACGAAGGAUAACCAAAGAUCAAAACGUCUGGUUCAAAAUUCUAUUGCUUCAUCCGACCCGGGGAAAUUGCCAAAGCAUUUGACGAUUGACACAUUGCAAUAUAAAGGACUAGUAAAAAAAAUCCUGGAUAGGAAGUGGGUCGGUCUCAAAAUAAAUGAGUUGUUAGUUGUAGAAUAUUACUCUCGUCAAACUUGAACUUAAGGAAAAACGGAAAGGUUCAUAGAAUUUUCUUCCCCUUCCCCUUUCCCCGAACUAAAUCGACCUAAGGCUCUUAAUUCGUAUUUUCCCAUUCACCUAACAGAAAUGGAUUAACCCUAGGAUUCCUUUUUGUUUUUUGUUCUUUCCUCUAUGUGUAUUUUACAUACCAUAGUAAUUUGGUAUAGAGAAUUUCUAUUAAAUAAAGGUAUUGUAUUAUUGCUGGAAUAAAUUGUCAUUUGAUUUGAUACAUUGUAAUCAUUAACGUUGGUGAAUUAAGAAAAACGGAAAGAGAGGGAUUCGAACCCUCGGUAAACAAAAGUCUACAUAGCAGUUCCAAUGCUACGCCUUGAACCGCUCGGCCAUCUCUCCUCCAUAAUCUUAUUAUGGAAAAAAAACUGAGUGAAUAGCGAGUUUUCCUAUUCCUGCAGUACAGGUACAACCACAACCGCGCGAGAGUUCCAUUGUUCUAUUAGAUAGAAAAAUUCCUUUUCAUCUAAGUGGACGGGUCCAGGAUUUUUUUACUAGGAAUUCCGCUCCCUCGAAAAGUUUUAGUUUGGGUUUUCCCCAAACCAAAGAAAAAGAGAAUGGAAGAAUUCUUCUUAUUCGAUAAAAAAGGAACCCUAGAAUUCUGUUUGCAUAAGGUAUCCUACCCCAUACAAUCAAAUAGAAAAUAGGGUAUGGGACGAUUAAUGACUUUGAAAAUGCGAAAUAGUUGAUGAGAGAAGUUGUUGUUGAGAAAAGAAAUAGGAAAGUGGAAUGAAAUCCAAUCUUAGUCAAAUAUUUUCUAUCUCUUCUUGUUCAAACAGAAGGAAAAAGAGAGAAUUUGGGCUGAGCAGAAAUACCUCUCUUAUCCAUUUGGAGCAUAGGGAUCGAUUUAUAAGAAUUGAAUGGAUUUGUUUUUUUUUUAUGUUAUUUUGUGAAGGAAUGAAAAGAAUUCUAUAUAGAAUGAUAGAAUGGGUUGGGAAUUAUGCCUAGAUCCCGUAUAAAUGGAAAUUUCAUUGAUAAGACCUUCUCAAUUGUAGCCAAUAUUUUAUUGCGAAUAAUUCCGACAACCUCCGGGGAAAAAAGGGCAUUUACUUAUUAUAGAGAUGGGAUGUUGGCUCAAUCCGAAGGAAAUUAUGCGGAAGCUUUGCAAAAUUAUUAUGAAGCUACGCGACUAGAAAUUGAUCCCUAUGAUCGAAGUUAUAUACUCUAUAACAUAGGCCUUAUACACACAAGCAAUGGAGAGCAUACAAAGGCUUUGGAAUAUUAUUUCCGGGCACUAGAACGAAACCCCUUCUUACCACAAGCUUUUAAUAAUAUGGCCGUGAUCUGUCAUUACCGGGGAGAACAGGCCAUUCUACAGGGUGAUUCAGAAAUUGCAGAAGCUUGGUUUGAUCAAGCUGCUGAGUAUUGGAAACAAGCUAUAGCGCUUACUCCGGGAAAUUAUAUUGAAGCACAGAACUGGUUGAAGAUUACGAAGCGCUUUGAAUUUGAAUAAGACCACUCUCCUUUUUCAGAAAAUGGGGGUUUGGUUGUUGAUCCAUUAAUCAAAUAAAUUAGGUCGGAAGAUCGAAUCAAGAAUUUCAUUAUAUCUCUUUCCUCUGCCUUCUAUUUUAUAUUAUAUUUCAUAAGGAUAAACGAUAGGGUCUAGAAUAGAAGUAAUAAAGCGAAUAAAAAGGGGCAAUAUAAAUAUUGCUAAUAUAUCAGGACCAUCUUAUUAAUAAUUCUAAUGAGUUAUCUUGGAAUUUGGAAUCGAAUAAAAAAAUCUAUAUUAUGCUCAAGGAAAGUAGAUAUAGAUAGGGACUUAUACUCUUAAAAAAAAUAGACUAGCUUUUUAAAUUAAAAAAAGGUUUUUUUGUUACGUGGAGAAAUCCAAGAUAAAAAAAGUCCGUUAGGCACCCAAUCCUUAUGUCAUAAUAGAUCCGAACACUUGCCUCAGAUUGACUUCAAUAUAUAAUUGCUCCAGUGAAUAACUAAAAAAAAAUAGAAGGACGGUAGAUAGUAAAGAAAAGGACUAAUCAUAAUAUCUAUCUUUCAAAGGUUCACUAAAAAGUUGGCGGGUCUCUUUGUAUGUCUUGUCCGGAAAGAGGAGGACUUAAUGAUGAUUCGUUCGCCGGAACCAGAAGUAAAAAUUGUUGUGGAUAGGGAUCCUGUAAAAACAUCUUUUGAGGAAUGGGCCAGACCCGGCCAUUUCUCAAGAACAAUAGCUAAGGGCCCUGAUACUACCACUUGGAUCUGGAACCUACAUGCUGAUGCU